AUGGACAAAUGGGAUAUUUUACCAUUCAAAUUCAAGCUUAUGUCACCAGAUGAAGUUCGCGAUGAAUGGCUGCGUUAUAAACGCCAAUUUGAAUAUUUAGCACUAGCAAAUAACGUCACAAAUAAAACACGGCUAAAAAACAUAUUCUUGGCACGCGCUGGUCCGGAUGUCCAAGAUGUUUUUAGCAGUAUUCCCGGAGCGGAUGUGGAGGAAGCAAUUGGUGUUGAUCCUUUUAAAGUGGCGAUAGAUAAGUUGAACGAAUAUUUCGCACCAAAACAACACGAAGCUUAUAAGAGACAUUUGUUUUGGUCAUUGAAGCCAUCCGAUCUUAGUGAACCAUUGGACAAGUUCUUACUGCGGUCGAUGGAGGCAGCUAGCAAAUGCAAUUUUGGAAACACUAAGCAAAAGAGUUACGAAAUCAGUAUAAUCGACAAAGUCAUUCAAUUAGCACCCUCGGACCUUCGUGAAAAACUGCUGGAAAAGGAAAAUCUUUCUCUAAAUGAUGUCACUCGAAUUGUAAGCAGCCAUCAAUCCAUUAAAUAUCAGGCAGGACAAAUAACACACAUAGAUCGUGGAGAGCAUUCCAGAUCAUCGGAGAUGAGCAGGAUUCGUAACACUUGGAGAGAUUCGGGAAUGUUAUGUUCUCGCUGCGGACGCAGAGGACAUAGUGGAACAGAGCCCAGAUGCCCAGCCAGAUACAAAUCGCGCGAUGUUUGUCAUAGAACCGGGCACUUUGCCAAAUGUUGCAAUACAGCAUUCAAACGCAGACUGCCGGAAUCGGAUGGCUCAUCAAAGAAACGGAUGGAGUACCAGCAUAUACGUUCAUUGGAGAAUGAGAAAGAAGAAGGUAAAUCAUUUUGUUUUGUUUUGAGCAUUGGAGAUGGAGAUGAAUUGUUGUGGGUGUCUAUUGGUGGAGUACUCGUUGAAAUGUUGAUUGAUUCAGGAUGUGAAAAAAAUAUAAUCGACAUUGAAACAUGGAAGAAACUAAAAAGCCUGGGCGCCAAUGUGUGCAACAUCCAUUUUACCUGUGAUCAAAACUUCAAGGGUUAUGGAAAAACUUCGAAUAUACUAAAAGUAAACAAAGUAUUCGAAUCAACAAUCGAGGUUAGUGAUUCAGAUAAGCAAGUACAGAAAGAAGCAACAUUUUACGUAUUAGAAGACGGCACACAGCCAUUGCUGGGACGAGUGACAGCAAAAGAAUUGGGCGUGCUGACAUUGGGCUUACCGAAGAUUCUGACGGAAGAGAUAUGCCAAUUGAAAUCAAAUCAAAAACGACCCUUCCCGAAAAUAAAGGAAAUACAGCUUAAUAUCCCCAUUGAUGAUAGUGUUACACCGAUAAGACAGCUCGCUCGUCGUCCACCGUUGGCGUUACUUGCAAAGAUAGAAGAAAAAUUGAACUCCUUAUUGAUUGCAGAUAUAAUUGAGCCAGUGGAAGAGUAUAGCUUGUGGGUUUCACCGUUGGUAACAAUUGUAAAAGAUAAUGGGGAGUUAAGAUUAUGCGUGGAUAUGAGACGCGCAAAUCAAGCGAUCAAACGAGAAGCCUACUUGAUGCCCACUUUCGAUGACUUUCUCCCACAACUAAAACAAGCGAGAGUAUUCAGUCGAUUAGACAUUAAGGAUGCAUUCCACCAACUGGAGCUUCAGGAAUCGUGUCGAUACAUAACUACUUUUAUAACUCAUAAAGGCAUUUUCCGUUAUAAGCGACUAAUGUUUGGCAUAUCAUGUGCGCCCGAAAUGUUCCAAAUGACCUUGGAACAGAAUCUAUCGGAUUGUGAAAAUGUAGUAAACUACAUCGACGAUAUCCUGAUUUUUGGGCCCGACGAAGCUGAACACGAUCGCGUCCUGAGCAAGGUUAUGCAAGUUUUGAAAUCAAAACAUGUACUACUCAAUCACGAAAAAUGUGUGUACAGAGUCAAGGAAGUUGUUUUUGUGGGACAUCACCUUUCCGCGCAAGGUAUACGGCCUACACAUGACAAAUUAGCAGCGUUAAAAUCGUUUAGAACUCCUAAGACAGUGGAAGAACUGAAAAGCUUUCUGGGUCUCGUAACCUAUGUAGGAAAGUUUAUACCCGAUUAA
Molecule: messenger RNA, 2076 nt
Organism: Wyeomyia smithii (pitcher-plant mosquito)
Lineage: Eukaryota; Metazoa; Arthropoda; Insecta; Diptera; Culicidae
Exons: 1
Coding region: 1-2076 (691 amino acids)
Source: RefSeq, a predicted model, not a curated record